Penicillium macrosclerotiorum is the source of this 2814-nucleotide messenger RNA. Its product is annotated as DUF2293 domain-containing protein. Lineage: Eukaryota; Fungi; Ascomycota; Eurotiomycetes; Eurotiales; Aspergillaceae. Bases 1 to 2814 code for a protein of 937 amino acids. The transcript is spliced from 5 exons. The record is from RefSeq and is a predicted model, not a curated record.
AUGGCCCGCGUUGUAAGGAGGACCGCGUCGGCUUGGGCCCGGCGCAACCCUAGCCGGGCCGUUCACCGGCGAACUCGCAAGCACAAGGUGAUCAUGGAGUCUGUCACGCAAGAGAAGAAAAAACUCCGAAGUGUGAUAUGUUUCGAGGCGCAGGCGCCUAGUGGCUAUACGUUCAUUCCAGCGGGCAACCCACACCUUACCAGUACGUGCAAAGAGCGGUGCCGCAAAGAGGGCAGCCAGGUAUAUGCAGUUUCCGUAAGACACCCUGGAUUAUGGGAUAAGCUUUCUGUUCUGAACACUGAACCUGUUGGUCAGACAACUCCUCAUAUGCACAUCCAUAAUCUGUCUCAACAUGUCCAUCGAAUAGGAUAUCAUUUUCCGAGUACAGUCGUCGCAGCGGCUUGCUCGGAAUUGGGAUUAUACCUCACAAGCACUGGGAAAGCAGUGCCUUUCCACACUCUGGGUAGCCUUGAAAACCCCCCACCGGCCGACUCGGAAACAUCCCAGAUCACGAUCAAUACAGAAGCAAGAGAUGCCAUCCGAGAUCUCUUUCCUAACAUCCCAGAUAACGAUCUGAACCAGAUCAUCAAGACUGCUUUUCAAAAGGGUCAACGGAAAGUCGGCACAGCAUCUGAACUGCCUUUAGCUCGCCGGGCGCAGCUGGCAGUGGUGGCGCAUAUCCGCCACAUCUACACUGACUAUGACCGCCUUCUAAAGCAAACCUCAUUCCAUGAAGCUAGAUCUGCGGUAGAGCAAAUUACCCUGUCCAAGGUCAUUGCAUGGCGUGGGGAUGAUGAAAAUGGCCAGACAGUCCUCGAGGAUGUUUUCCGCGAGGUAAUUGUCAUCUCAGAUGAUGAAGACAGUGAAACCGAAGAAGAAACAGCAACGGCAGCAGACACCCAAGACCUUAGCGUGGAAAUUUUAUCCAGCAAUGCCCGGACCCAUGAAAUUCAGACCCAGCCAAUCAGUGCAAGCAGAGUGAACCAUUCAAUUCAGGACUUCUCGCGGGAGCAUUCCGAGGAAGCGCCGCCUGGCUUCCGGAUCGUGACUAGAGUCCCUGCCCAGAAAGCGAUCGACCGUCGAGGUUUUAGCAGAUACCAGGCAUGGAAUCGUGCCCUAAGUCGAUAUCGUGCAGAGGCGAAUGACAUACAAAAAGUCCAGGCAAGCGGUGCUCCGGCAGAGAAGCAAAGCCCAAGAUAUGGUAAACGUUCUGUUGCCACUCACGAGAUGUCAGACCCUGUGAGGCACCGAGAAUUGCCAGUCCUGUCCCAGGAUCCUACUUCCGCAAUUGCCUCCAGGCCCGUUUACGUUGAUAACCCGGGUCAACGAUUGAUAGCUGUUCCUGCAACUGAUUCAUCACCUGGCCAAGGCUAUAAUUCCCAUGAAACCCGUCCUUUGGACAAAAGCCCUCGUACCAUGGGAAACGUUUGCCACCAGUCUACUUCUUGUCCAGACAUGUGCGGGAAUGCUCGAUCUGAGAGGCUUCUCAUUCCAACCAACAAUAGAUCCGAUAUGCCUGUUUUCGUGAGCAGGCCCAAGGAACUACAUCAGAGUAGCGAGAGCCAUUUUGGACCUCGAGCCGAUCCCCCUGUUCUCCAUCACCCCCGUCCGGGAGCCAACCACCAUGAUCUGGCCUUGCCUUCGAUCGAAUCCCCCUUUAUAACAGAAAAGCGGCGCGCAGAAGGCCGGCUAGAGCAUCUAACCAAAAGGAUGUCACUCCGUUCCGUAACCCCAGGUCACUCCCAGGUGGAAGCCUCCGGCCAGGGUUAUGCAAAUGUGCCAAGCAGCCCAGAUGAUCAGAAUUGCAAGAGGAGGCGGUUGGCUUACUACGCCGCUCCUCCGAGUUACUCCCGUCCCGAUCAUUGGAACACAAGACCCCUUGCAAUUCCGACCUCUGAAGGACCGAGAGGAACAUAUCGGCGUGACGAGCUUAUACCGGAAUCCCGUUUACAGGACCGGCCUUACCGGCGAGACUAUUGUUUACCUCCAGCAGAAGAGUCUGUGACCAUAGGAUAUCAACGACAGAGAAACCCAGCCUCCUUGAUGCCUCCCCAGGUCAGCUUAGACCCCAGGCCACCGCUGGAUACGACACGUACCGUCGAUCCGCAUGAACCCGUCUCCAUCCAUCCCCAACCGGGGCUGCUCUCGGGAGCCGCUGGCCCCGUUGCAGCUAGCGACCGCACGUUCAAACCAGUCCCCAAUGCCUCCCACCUGGACACUCGCCCUGUGUACUAUGGUGAUCGUAGCUCCCACUUGGAUCGAAUACGGCCAAUGCUGGAAGAGACACGUGCCCCUGUUUGGAGAUCUAACACUGAGACCGAUCGCCCGGUGCUUCAUGGAACUUCCGCCAAUGGAAAGCUUUACGCCGAUGACUUUGUGCGUCACGUCGAUGUUCGCGAGGCCCUUCCGGUGGAGUACUUGAUACAGCGCCCAAGAUAUCCACCUCCGCGUGUGGAGGAAAGUCAUAGCCAGCCCGCCCGGGCUAGGAUCGCUAAUCAAUAUUCUGUUAAGGAUUCUCCUUCAUCCCAAAUAUCUUUAGAGCAACAGCAUCCGCGAAGUCCCCACCGUGUUCCUGUUUCCCACGGCCAAGUUUCUCAUCCACAUGAGAUUGGGAAUCGAGACCUUCCAAAUAACCCAAGCGAUGCCUCUCGUGAGAGGCGUCCCAACAGCGGGCUCGGCAUGAUGCGACGCACUCAUGAUCCGCGAUCCUUCCAAAUGGCCGAGCAGAACCGUCCAGUUUACGUGCAGCAGGUUGAAUCGCAACCGCCACCGUAUCCCGUCUCGGAGGGAAGGCACUUUGUUAUUGUGGAUUGA